Cercospora beticola is the source of this 165-nucleotide messenger RNA. RefSeq lists its product as uncharacterized. The record is from RefSeq and is a predicted model, not a curated record. Gene Ontology annotation, cellular component: DASH complex. Gene Ontology annotation, biological process: attachment of spindle microtubules to kinetochore. Gene Ontology annotation, molecular function: microtubule plus-end binding. NCBI's taxonomy places the organism in Eukaryota, Fungi, Ascomycota, Dothideomycetes, Mycosphaerellales, Mycosphaerellaceae.
AUGUCGGAUCUGGAGAAUUUGCUGCGAAUGACGGCUGUACAGGCGGAGGGUAUGAGAGUACUGGGCGGAUAUGCUGGAGGAAUGUUCAUGGCUGCCAGCAAAGUUCUCGGAGAGGAAACAGUGCAAGGUGGCAGUGCCUCCCAAGAUGCCAGUGGUGGAAAGUAA